GACUACAGUACUGAUAUCCCCUGCUGUGAUUGUCUCUAAUUAUGGUCAACUGAGCCAGGAAGUGGGGUGUAAAAUGAGGAAGAGGAAGUUGUAUUGCUACUAAGGGAUUCUUUGUACUUGCAGCUUGCAAUACCAAGUGACAUCAACUUCAUUCUGAAAUUCAGCUCUUUUAAGCUUUUGUAACACAUCUUUCAGCUUGGAUUAGAAUCACUUUUGGUCUUGGUGUUGAAUUUCAAGCAUUAAAGAACCCCAUCCUUACUUGUUACAGUCAAUUUACAGCAGGUAUUACCUCACUUCUAUUUUUUUAUCAUUUAUUAUACUACAUAAGUCAAUUAAAUUAUCAUACUAAGAAAUAUUUUGGCAAGGUUCAGCCCACAGUAUGAUUGCUUGUCAUUUAGCAACAUCAGCACAAAUCCUGUCGAAUCAGUAUCAGCUGAGGUAUUCUCCUUUGAAAUCAGUGGAGUUAUAUCACCUUAGAAGUGACCUUUCUUGAACAAAUAGUGUAAUUGAUCCCUAUCCAAUAAUAUUUUUUCAGAUAUUUUGAGCCAUCUAUUCAGUUUGUGGAAAAAGUAGUUACUCAAUUUAUACCAGCCAUCUCUAUUAAAAAAGAUUGAUCUUUUUAUCACCUAUGUAAAAGAGGCAGUUAAAAUUAAGUAUCUAAUUAGUGAAUACAGUUGCCUUUAUCAUACAAAAUGUGUGGCAAUAAAGGGAAUUAAACUAUGAAAUGAGAACUACUUUUUCAUUGGUAAUGCUUUAUAUUUAAUUAUUCCAAAUUUGUGUACAUAGAAACUUGAGGGUUUGAUAUCCUCUUACCUUAUAGAUUAAUAGGGUAAAUCCACAGUUAUCCCAGUGUGAAAAGAGGAACCAGGCCCAGAUUUAUUACAACUCAUCUCUAGUACAUAAGUGACUACCGUUAUCUACUAUUACUUAUAUUUUUACAAUAUACAGAUAUUAUCCAGUACCACUACCAUGGACACACAUCAGGAAAUAGUUCUGUUUUUGUCCUGAAACCCUUAGUGCAUCAAUAGUCCUUACUCACAUAAAUUGAAUGUUAGUCUGAAUUGCAUAGAUCCUGAUUUUCUGUUUGAGAGUUUUCUUUUAAAUACUAAUGUACUUGAACAUUCAUAUACACUCAAAACACUGAUGUGUGACUACAAUUUUAAUAUCACAUUAAAAAACAUUUUCUGGUAUAAUAUGUAUAUGUUUGUCUCUAUACUAAACAAGAUCUUAUCUGCUCUAUGUAAAAUAAGUAUACCAUUAAUUUCAUUUAUUUAAAAUGACUUAAAUAUAGAUUACUCAAGAUAGGCUAUCUGAAUGAUCUAUUAUCUUGAAGUGAAGAUAGAUAACCUGGUUAGAUUUACUCUAGUUGCUACUUUUUACUGUUGUUGUUGACUUUGAUUUCUUUUCUGUCUCUUUCCAGGGAUAGCUCUGUAAUUUAGGAAAUGGUCUGGAAAAUCAAGCUCGCUGUAGAAGGAUCCCUGCAAACAAUAUCUUGCAUUCCUUGUUUAGUGACAAGUUUUCUUUGUCUGACUGACACGUUGUCACUUCAGAUCUUUCAUCUCAAACUGCCCUGACAACCCUGAAGGCUCAAUAGACUCAGGGGAACCAAACUGGCUUUUCUUCUCAGGGGUUUCACUGCUAGGGUUACUUCCUGUGGACAGUUUUAAAGCUCUUGGGAAACCCUCUGGCAUCCUUGGAGUUUAUCGAGCUAUGUCUUGUUGGCAGAGUUGAACAGUUAAUUACAUACGUGUGAAUUUAUUAAAAUAUUGCUGUUCUUGUCUAUACUCUCUUGGGAUAUAAAUAGACAGAAAAGGUUAAUUAGUUAGGCAAGAAAUGUGAGCCAGGUCUCAAAUCAAGCAUUUGAUCCAUGAAACAGUAACCUGAGUAGUGGUGAUUGUCACCUUUUGAAUCCUUUAUAAAGCAGGCUGGCAAACCAGAGCCAGUACUUCUGUAUUGCCUGGUAUCUUGUCAGCUACCUUUCCUUCACCUGCUUGAGAAAACCAAAAAAGGUGAGCAGCCAGCUAGAGAUCAGACAGCAGAAUCUCCUCUGCAGAGUUGAUCCAACCGUUCAACAUGAGUAUGACUGACUUUCUAAGCCCUUCUGAUAUUGCUGCUGCCCUGCGGGACUGCCAAGCUCCAGAUUCCUUCAGUCACAAAAAAUUCUUUCAGAUAAGCGGGAUGUCCAAAAAGAGUAGCAGCCAGCUCAAGGAAAUCUUCCGGGUCCUAGAUAAUGAUCAAAGCGGCUUUAUUGAGGAAGAUGAGCUCAAGUAUUUCCUCCAGAGGUUUGAGUCUGGAGCCAGAGUGUUAACUGCCUCAGAAACCAAGACUUUUCUGGCAGCUGCAGAUCACGAUGGGGAUGGCAAAAUUGGGACUGAAGAAUUCCAGGAAAUGGUGCUGUCCUAAGGGCAACAGAGAAAGGCAGAGGAGACGAAUCUACUAGAGAUACUAAAAAAACCUUUCAAUUCAGGGAGUCCCUUGUUUAUUUAUUCAUCUUUAUAGUGUCUGUUGUUUGUUUAUUGUUUAUCAAAGCACCAAUUAAUAAUGUUUUUUGAUAGUGUGAAUCAUUUUACCAUGUUCUAACAAUAUAUUUCAGCAGACACUGCCCUUAAAAACAUCCAAUAAAAAUAAAUUUAUCAUCA
Messenger RNA from Alligator mississippiensis (American alligator), 2639 nucleotides. RefSeq names its product parvalbumin, thymic CPV3. The transcript has 6 exons. Gene Ontology annotation, molecular function: calcium ion binding. Lineage: Eukaryota; Metazoa; Chordata; Crocodylia; Alligatoridae. The record is from RefSeq and is a predicted model, not a curated record. The coding region runs from base 2074 to 2403 and encodes 109 amino acids. Gene Ontology annotation, cellular component: cytoplasm; nucleus.